AUGUUACGAACCUGCGACGGCGUAGAGUUCAGAGGGUGGGGAGGACAUGGCGGCGGGAAAGACAGGAACGCGGGCGGCACCCAAUGGGAGCGUGUGGCGGGUUCGGAGGGGUCGUCAGCGCGCGCUCGAGCGUGGACAGCAUCCUCCAUGUCGCCCUCGGCAGCCAUCCAAGCAAGAAUCCGCGCAUUCGAGGCCCUCGGCAACCCCUCCUCCGCCUCCGCCUCCGCCGCCGCACCCCUCUCCAAGGACUUUCUCUACGCACUCGACAGCCCCCUCGACGACAUCGACUCUCUCUCCACCGUCUCCUCCUACGUCCCCAUCACCCCCACCACCCCGCCGAGAUCCCCCCACGCCAGCACAGACGCUCUCGCACACCGCACCUCCCUCAUCGAUCUCCAGGAAUGGGUCAUCGACGACGGCCCCAACCCGCCUUCCCGCCCUGACGCCACCAACGCCUCUGCGUCUGCGCAGGACCCCGCCGCCCCUGUGCGCCUGCCUGGCCUCACCACAGGUCGCAGCAUCUUCGAGGGCACCCCGCUCAUCAACCUCGAGUCGCCCCCGCGUCCCGCCCCAUCCAAGGCCCCGCCCUUGCCCCCUCGCAAGGCCUCUUACCAAAACCUCCGCUCCGCCUCCUCGCCCAUCCCCAUAGCCACCAAUGCCUCCUCCGCCUCCUCCAGCUUUGGGUCCUCGUUCUCAUCGUACAACGCAGGGUUUACAGACGCCCCGUCCUCUCCCAACAUGCUGCGCCCACCCGACGCCGAGCACACGUACCCGCCGCACCUCUCGAAGCUGGCCAUCGGAGACUAUGCUGCGCGCAGGAAGCACGCGCCCGCCUCGUCGAUCAGCUCGUUCCAUUCCGUGUCGCUGUCGUCGGAUGGAGGGACAGACGGUGGCGCGGGGACGCCGGGCUCGCUCACGCAUUUCGUGCAGACGUUCCCCGUUGAGCGGGAGCGUGAACGGGAGCGCGAUCGGGAUGGGGAGAGAGACCACGAGCGCGACUGGCCAGACGGGGAUAGCCUCGACGAGUCGUUCGAGAACGUCACCCCGUCCUCGCUCCUCCCGCCCUCCGACGCCUUCACCGCCGCCUCCACCUCCACCUCCGCGGCAAAGCCCAAACCCCCGCUCCCAUCCACCUCGUCCAAGCCGGCAACCCAAAAACCUCUCAGCGACCCGCCCAAGCUUCCACAACGCCCAAAACCGCGCGUCUCGGCGCCCUCUGCGAUUCCCUCUGCCGCACCCGCUUCGUCGUCGUCGCGCCCAGCCUCUCGCGUCACGACGCCCGUCCUCACGCCGACCCCUUCGUCGACCUCCAUCGCCUCGCUCACUACUACCGGACUCAACCUCGGAUUCGGCGCCUCCUCUGCUUCCUCAUCGUCCCGCCGCCCCGCCCCUCCGCCGCCACCAUCCCAGCCUCCGCGUGCGUCCUACAUACGAGGCUCGCUCACCUCGACUUCGACCUCAACCUCCGCCUCGACGACCGCCUCCGAUCGCUCCUCCAUCCUCUCCAGCGCGAGCACCAGCACCAGCGCGCUCUCCUCGCCGUCAACGCCCACACCCACGCAUGCGCACAUGCCGCACUUUAAACAGAGUGCCCUCGCUCUCGCGCGCGCGCGCGAGGCGCCCAUCCCCCCCGUCGUGCGCGCGCGCUACGACGCCGUGUUCUCCGCGAACGUCCGCGCGCGCGCGCAGAGAACGGGCAAGCCGAAGCCGAAGCCGCGGCAGAACGCGGGGUGGCGCGGGCUCUCGGUGGACCUGAUCACGAACCCGCCGCUGCCCGAUGGGGACGGGGAGGCUGAGGGGGAUGGAGACGCGGAUGCGGGGCGGGGGCGCGGGAGCAUGUCGGAUGACUCGGAGCAUGGGCGGGGGCGGGGGCAGGGGCAGGGGCAGGUGGCGCCGGACGCGCGGUUGGAUGGGGCGGUGGUGGGGAAGAUAUGGGCGGCGUCGAGGUUGGAGAGGGAGAGGUUGAGGGAGAUUUGGUGCGUGUCUUCUUCAUCCGUUAAUUUGCUCUCUCUUCUCACUUCUUUCGGUUUCGGCCCCGGUCCCCCACUUGCCUCCUUGCCCGCGUUUCUAUCAUUCCCUCCCAAUUAUGACCGCGGCGCGCCGUCUUCCUCCUCGUUAUAUGCUUCGGUUUCGGGUUGCUACACGAUCAGGGCCGAAUGCGACCCGCAUGCGCAGGGCUCGCUCGACCGCAACGCGUUCGCGCGGGGGAUGUGGCGCAUCGACGAGGAGUUGCGGCGCGCGCAGCUCGCACGCCAGGGCGCACGGGGGUCGAGACGCGCUGGUGCGGGUGCGGCGGCGAGGCCGGUGCCGACGCAGACGCAGACGUUGUUGCGCUGA
This is a messenger RNA of Heterobasidion irregulare TC 32-1, 2337 nucleotides long. RefSeq lists its product as uncharacterized. Bases 1 to 2337 code for a protein of 778 amino acids. The record is from RefSeq and is a predicted model, not a curated record. NCBI's taxonomy places the organism in Eukaryota, Fungi, Basidiomycota, Agaricomycetes, Russulales, Bondarzewiaceae. The transcript has a single exon.